Messenger RNA from Racocetra persica, 289 nucleotides. NCBI's taxonomy places the organism in Eukaryota, Fungi, Glomeromycota, Glomeromycetes, Diversisporales, Gigasporaceae. The record is from the annotation of a GenBank genome assembly.
UGCUAACAGUAGAUUUUGGCAAGAUUUUAAUAGUUUAUAUGAAGAAGUUUUAAUUAAUGAAUUCAAAGGUCAGAUUAAAUAUUUAAAACUCUUAAAUCUUCUUGAUCCAAAAGAUUAUAGUGUUCAAAUAAAAGGUCAUGAAAAUGAAAAUUUUUGCCCAAAAGUGAUUAGAUUUUCUGCAAAUACAAAUGUUAGAUUUAUUUAUGAUUUUUGUGAAGAUAAAGAAUUAAAAACUACAUCAGAACAGAAAUUUAAUAAUACAAAAUUAUUUAGUUUAUUUGUAAAUUGA